Heteronotia binoei (common prickly gecko) is the source of this 2886-nucleotide messenger RNA. It is a transcript of the gene CFAP251, whose product is annotated as cilia and flagella associated protein 251. Gene Ontology annotation, cellular component: sperm flagellum. Bases 43 to 2862 code for a protein of 939 amino acids. The record is from RefSeq and is a predicted model, not a curated record. Gene Ontology annotation, molecular function: protein binding. The transcript is spliced from 20 exons. NCBI's taxonomy places the organism in Eukaryota, Metazoa, Chordata, Lepidosauria, Squamata, Gekkonidae.
GAAACGUCCAGGUUACCCAGCCCUCUCCAAAGUCUCCCUCCGAUGGAUGAGAGAGCAUCUGCCGUGUUUUCUGCCCUCCCGGGAAUGAUGUUUGAAGACAAGAACAAGGAGGUCUCUACACACCCGCUGACUUUAUCUUGGGUCUUCGGCUAUAACAGCAGACUCCCAGUUUUCAACCUAAUGGAUGAAGACUACAGGGUGGUUUUGUACGCCGCCUCUCACACUGCCGUGAUCCAUGACCUCCGAAACAACAAGCAGUAUCACCUCCAGGGUCACUCGAGUUGCAUCUCUUGCUUCUGUGUGAGCGAAGACAGACGGUGGAUCGCCACAGCCGACCGAGGUCCCGAGAGUCUGGUGAUUGUCUGGGAUGGCUACUCCGCAGUUCCUGUGCACACCAUAUUUGACAGCCACCCGGAAGGCGGAGUCAGUGCCAUCGCGAUUUCCCACGACUCCAGGUUUUUGGCUACCGUUGGUGCUGGGGCAGUGCAGAAAGUUUGCGUUUGGAAGUGGACCUCGACAGACACAAAGCCUGUUUGCAGCGUAGAACUCCAGCCUCAGUAUGGUUUUCAGGACUACAUCGCAUUCAGUUGCAGAACGCACUACGAGUUGGUCAGCAACAGCACCACACAAGUCAUAUUCUACAUGUGGGAAGGCAACAGUUUGCAGUGCCACGCUCCCCACCUGUCAGACAGAACAUUCAACAAGGCAGUGGGCGUCCUUAGCCAGUCCCUUUUCCACUUCAGCACUGAACAAGCAGUCACCGGAACCCUGGAAGGGAAGCUGGUGGUCUGGGACGUCGCAAGCCUGGCCUCCAAGUCCGCCGCCACGCCCGCCAAGCCCUUCAACAUGAAAGCCAUCAAGCUCGUGCACUUGCAGAAAGAAGGGAUCACCACCUUGGCCAUCAUGGACAAGACGAUUGUAACCUGUGAUGUCAAAGGCCACAUCAAAUUCUACGACGGAUCCCUGCAGCUUCUGCAUUGGUACAGCCAGUUCAAACUGGGGCCCAUCCGGUCUAUUUCCUUUUCCAAGACACCUGUGUGUCCCUUGAAUGCCUCCCAGUUUCCCACUUCCUGCACCUUAUCAGGCCAGCCCUUAAUUAUCAGGAACUUCAUCCUCUCCACUUUCGACGGGGUGGUGGUUCACGUCAUGACCGAGCAGACGCAGGUGACCAAGUGCCUGGAGGAGCCCAAGUGUCCCGUCCACGCCAUCGCCUGCCACCCGGCCAAGCCUCUCCUGGCCAAGGGGAGUGCCUGCGGACUCUUGAAAGUGUGGGACUACAACCUCAGCAAGUACCUCGUGAGCCGGAUCUUUAAGGGACAGAAUAUCCAGAGCCUCUGCUACAACCACGACGGAUCCUUGCUGGCUGUUGGAUUUGCCGACGGAACUGUCUGCAUCCUGGAUUCGAUAUCCUUGGAAAACGAGAGUUUGGAGCCUUUCAGAUACUCCAAAGGCGCAAUCAUUCAUAUGAGCUUCUCACACGAUUCCCAGUACCUGGCAACUGCAGAUGACAACAUGUCAGUAGCCCUUUAUAAGCAAGUCAUCGAAGAGGAUAAGGAAGUCUGGGAGCGCCUGGCCGCCCUCCGUUCCCAUUACAAGCCCAUCCGCACCAUCCUCUUUGGAGUGCACUUGGACAGCGACAAGCCCCGGCUCUUAAGCCUGGGAGAGGACCGGCUUUUGGUGGAGUAUGACCUGGAGAACAGCGUCAAAGACGACUUGGUGGCGAUUCGAAGGGACCGGAUCGAGCAGAGCGCAGUCCCCAAAUACAUCACCUGGUACCCACAACUCACAAAGGAAUAUUUUUUCCUGACCGCCAAUGACCAGUACAAAAUGAAGAUUUAUAACGUGACCACAAAAAUGUGCAGAAAAACUGUUCUAGGGCCUGCAUAUGGCUCUCCCCUGGAGAAGAUUCAAGUCCUCCCACCCAGAGAGGGCUGCGAUCCUGAGAAACACUACCUGGCCUACAUCACAACAGACAAGGUCGGGCUGCAGAUCUUGCCUGUUGAUGGGAACCCGCACAGGUCCUCGGCUUUCAUUUGCCACCCAGCGGGGGUCUCUGACUUCGUCUGUUCCUAUGAAGGCUGUCACCUCUUCACAUCCGGGGGCAACGACUUGACUGUGAUGAAAUGGGACAUUAAUUUAAACGUUUUGGAAGCGGCAGUUUCCCUGGGAGGGAAGGACUUGAUCCCAUUCUACAACCUCCUGAACGGUGGCAGAGAGGGCGAAUUCUUCAGGGAAUUGGAGGACUAUUUUUACUAUGCACAGCUGCGUCAUCAAGGCAUCGACACCAUGGAGCCACGAGAGGUGUCGACACACAUCCCCUUGGAGCAGAUUCCUUUUGUCAUGCGAGCGAUGGGAUUCUACCCGUCGGAGGAACAGAUUGAAAACAUGCUCAACGAAGUCAAGUUCGGCGAAUACCUCGAGACGGGGAAGCAAGUGACCGAGAUCAACUUGGGGGACUUCAUCAAGCUCUACAUCAACCACCGGCCGGCCUUCGGGCUGUCCCUCAAAGAAAUUGAGGCCGCCUUCCGCCUGCUGGGCUACCAGAACGAGCAGGAAGAGGCAAGCCUGAACCGGGACGACCUGCUGCUCUUGCUCCAGCACAAAGGGGAGCAUUUCACCGAAGAAGAGCUGGCCGAGUGCCUCACCACGCUGCUGGGCAUGAACCCCGAGGGAGGGAGCGCGGAGGGGGGGCCCUAUGAUGCCUCAGGUGCAGAGGCGUUUAUUGAGGAAGAAAUUCCAGAAGAAAUCACAGCAACGCAUUUUGUGGAAGAAAUUCUGGGCUUAGGUGUUCCUGAACCAGCAAUAACAGCGAUGGAAAAGACAACGGAAAACAGGAGCAGUGACCUGACAGCCAAGUCUUGAUGGCCCCUGACUUAUCUCAUUCUU